UUUGUGUGGAUCAGUUCUCGGGUUGGGUAGAAGCAUACCCAACGGUGAGAAAUGAUGCCAGGACAGUGGUAAAAUGCCUUACUAGAGAGAUGAUUCCCAGGUUUGGGAUAGGAAAUAUAUUCUCAUCAGACAGAGGUACUCAUUUUGAUAACAAACUUAUGGCUGAAGUGGUAAAUAUUUUAGGGUUAAAGCAGCAAUUGCACACCCUUUACAGACCACAGGCUAGUGGGAUGGUAGAACAGACUAAUCAAACAAUCAAAAGGUAUUUGGCUAAGAUAACUGCUAAUGGGAAAAGCUCAUGGGUAGAGGCCUUGCCGAUAGUCUUAGCAACUAUCAGAACCACCCCCAAGGAGAAACAUGGGUUAUCACCUUUUGAUAUUUGGUUCGGGCGACCACCCAAAAGACUUCCUGCUACAUUGAUACAUCCUGAAACAGUGACUUUAGGUAAUGGUCAAGAUGCCAUGAUUGAGUAUGUACGCAAAUUGGCAAACGUGUUUUCUGAUACCUUUUCCAGAGCCAAAGCAGGACAACCGGUGGAUACGAAUGAGACAACUCAUGGACUAAACUCAGGAGAUUGGGUGUAUAUCAAGAAUCAUACACCCCGGACUACUUUGUCCCCUAAGUGGAAAGGACCCUUCCAGAUCAUUCUGGUGUCUCCUACUGCUGUAAAGCUGGAAGACUAUAAGUACUGGGUGCAUGGUUCCCAUUGUAAGAAAACAGUAGCUCCAAAAAGUAGCCAGUGUACCACUGGCCAGGAUUAUUCUGUACCUUUACCUUCCAGGUCUCCACCGCUGACACGAGCUCGAGCCAGAAGACAACAAGAUGAAUCUUCUAGGGCCUAAACCAGAUGUUCAGCUCUGGUGUGUCAUCCUCUGUGGAGGAGCGUUGGUGUGGAUAACGGUUAUGACGUAUGAAUGGACGCACCAGAAAGCGAUGGCCCUCAAGGUCCAGAGUUAAGACCGCUCAUGAAAUGGUGACCCGGAUUCCUGCGAUUCUACCGAAAGACCCUGAGAACCCCCCGGAAGCAUGAAAUUUAACAGAGAAUACCAAAGAAUUUGAAACACAGGAGGGACUGACAAGAUAUGAAAAUCUACAUUGAUCUACCUUGUAUAUUUACUAGGGUUAGAAUGUAAAAUUGAAUAUCUUAGACAGAACAGUAGGGUAGAGGUCUCCCAUAUUCUGUCUUUUCCCUGCAAAUAAGCUUAUGUUUCUAAAUUCUAUUUGGUAUUACACAUUGCAAUAUAUUGCAACAUAUUCUCAACAUAUUCUCAAUAACAUGUUUUUCCCAUUCUCAUGGCCGAACAAAUGUCUCAUGUAAAAUAAGAGAUGUUCCGCCUUAAUGAGCUGAUAAGAAGUCUAUGUAAACAGUAAACAGUGUGUCUGGAAAAACCCUUCCAUUCCUUUUUAUUACUUGAUAAUUACCCCUCACAUAUAAUCCAUCUCUCUAACUAUCAAAAUAACCAUUUCACAUGAUGCGCUAAUUAGGUCAGGAUGACCGGAUGUCAGUUUUACUCAUUAUAUAUGUGUGAUUUAUGGAAUCUUGUGAAAUCUUGUGUAAUCCAAACAUUGGGCUUCGUGCCCUGCGUAGACUCUCAUGUUAUCAAUUUCUUAUAAAAUGUCUGUAUAAACCUUAUGUAUCAUCACAAUCCUCCCCAAGGCUUUGGGAGGUGUGAUCCUGUAUGCAGUGUAUUCUGAAGUAAACUUACAUUGAAGACGAA
Messenger RNA from Rana temporaria (common frog), 1718 nucleotides. RefSeq lists its product as uncharacterized. Bases 90 to 842 code for a protein of 250 amino acids. Gene Ontology annotation, molecular function: nucleic acid binding. The record is from RefSeq and is a predicted model, not a curated record. Gene Ontology annotation, biological process: DNA integration. Lineage: Eukaryota; Metazoa; Chordata; Amphibia; Anura; Ranidae. The transcript is spliced from 2 exons.